UCCAUGCGGUCGAGAAUAUUUCAAAUGUCAAGCCGCUGAAAACUUUGAGAGGAGCCAGGAGGCGGGGGCGCUCAGUUUUUUGAAAGGCCUCCUUCCAACAAAACUAGCUAGGAGCCCACGAGGGAGUAGAGGUAAAGCCAAGAGAGCUCUGGGUAUCUUUGACGAAGACGAUGCCAUUGCUAAUGCAUGCAGAUCAUAGCUCUGACGACAAUUACGGUUGCAAUCACGAAUCGUCCGACCUUUUACUGGACGAGAAUGGUUUUCCGUUGGUUGAACAGGACCGUCAGGACGCAGAAGAGGGAAGUUUCGCUGCGGAUUUCUAUCGUUGUGGAACCGAUUGGUCAUGCUUGGCGAGAGAGGACAUGGACAGCGACAGAGGCAGGAGCAGAAAACUGAAGCAGGCCAAUCUGUUCCAGAUGUGGGGGCUGAAGAAGCCUCGCCUCCACCAAGAUGCCGCUUUUCCCACUCCCAAUCGCACCAACAUCCCAAACCCAAAACCUUCUUCCACUAGUAUUUCCAAUCGGCCCCACGUUUGCCCUUUCUACAAAAAGAUCCCAGGAACACCCUUCACUGUGGAUGCAUUCCGCUACGGUUGUGUUCAAGGAUGCUCUGCCUAUUUCCUUACACACUUCCACUAUGAUCAUUAUGGCGGCCUCACCAAGGGAUGGUCUCAUGGCCCUAUCUAUUGCACCCCUCUCACUGCUCGCUUGCUCACAUUGUGUCUCUCUGUGAACCCAUUGUUUAUCAACCCUUUGGAAUUAGACAAGGAACAUUCUAUCCAAGGAAUCAAAGUAACAUUGCUAGAAGCUAACCACUGUCCUGGUGCAGCUUUAAUUCACUUUCGUCUUCCUGAUGGAAAAUGCUGUUUGCACACUGGAGACUUCAGGUCUUGUAAACUGAUGCAAACAUAUCCCCUUCUUGUCAACCACCAAGUUAACCUGCUUUACCUGGACACCACAUACUGCAACCCAAGAUACAAGUUCCCUUCCAAAGAAGAUGUAUUAAGUUUUGUUGUCAGGGUCACUAACUACUAUCUCAAAAUGCAACCUAAAACCCUUGUUGUUGUUGGGGCAUAUAGCAUUGGAAAAGAGCGUGUUUAUCUUGCUAUUUCAAAGUCUUUAGGGGUAAAAAUAUUUGCAAAUGCCUCAAGGAGAAGGAUUCUGCAGUCCUUUGAUUGGCCUGAGCUUUCGAGUAGUCUCUGCUCAGAUGGAAAGGAUACACUUCUACAUGUACUGCCCAUAUCAUCACUAAGAUUUGAGACCCUAAAGGAUUACUUGAAGACCUACAGGAAGAAUUAUGCGGCAGUUUUGGCAUUUCGACCAACAGGUUGGACUUACUCAGAGAACAUAGGCAACCAACUUGAUUUGAUAAGACCGAUUUCUAGAGGCAAUGUCACUAUAUAUGGGGUCCCAUAUAGUGAGCACUCUAGUUUCACUGAACUGCAAGAAUUUGUUCAGUUUUUGAGGCCCGACAAGAUAAUCCCUACCGUUAAUGUGGGGAAUGCUACUAACCGAGACAGGAUGCAGUCUUACUUCAGGCAGUGGCUCAAGGGCUAAUGUGUUCAUACUGGGAUAAAAGCAAUUUGAACUUGUGCUUACAACCUGCCUUCCCUCUCACAUCUGGCCAAACAAAUAAUGCAAUCAUUUGGCCAACACAAGAAAUUAUGCAGCUGAUUUGGUGCUCAAUCUUAACCGUUUUGCGGAGGUUAUAAUGGGCAUAAAUUAUUGACCUAUCAGACCAUAAUCAUUCAAUGUAGAAGUGAGGAUUUCACAGAAUUGCGGCAGAAGGUUUCGCUGGUAACCAGAGGUGGAUUUGGAGCAGUUUUUCUCAUGCAUACUGUCAUCGUCAAACCUCAAGAAUUUCCACAAAGAAAACAUGUGAAGAAUUGCUGAGUCUUUUAUGAUUGUAUCAAUCAUAAUAUUGUAUUUUUAAUUAUGACAAAGAUUGAGAAUGAGUGUUGAGAUAGGAAUUAGGAUUAUUCUUUAUUGUCUUGAAAGUUUGAUGUCAAAAGUCAUUUAUUUAGACAACAUCAAAUCUGGCAUUGCCAUGUUAUUCAGAGAGGCCAUCAUUGAGGCAAAUUAUGCAA
This is a messenger RNA of Theobroma umbraticum, 2086 nucleotides long. RefSeq names its product DNA repair metallo-beta-lactamase family protein (gene SNM1). Lineage: Eukaryota; Viridiplantae; Streptophyta; Magnoliopsida; Malvales; Malvaceae. Gene Ontology annotation, molecular function: damaged DNA binding; 5'-3' DNA exonuclease activity. Gene Ontology annotation, biological process: interstrand cross-link repair; double-strand break repair via nonhomologous end joining. The record is from RefSeq and is a predicted model, not a curated record.